GGGGAGAGGACAGAGUACCUGCUUACGGCACUGGAGCCAGAGUCUUCCUAUAGGAUAUGCAUGGUUCCCAUGGAGACCAGCAACAUGUACCUGUCAGAUGAGAACCCUGUUUGCAUAGAGACAGAGACCGGUUCUCACAAAUCAUACAACUCGACUACAACUUUAAACAGAGAGCAGGAAAAAGAGCCUUACAAAAACCCCAGCCUGCCUUUGGCUGCCAUCAUUGGAGGGACUGUGGCUCUUUUUGCAAUAAUCAUGUUGGCACUUGUGUGCUGGUACGUCCACAGAAAUGGUUCACUUUUUUCCAGAAACUGCACCUACAAUAAAGGCCGUCGGAGAAAGGACGACUAUGCUGAGGCUGGCACUAAGAAGGACAACUCCAUCCUAGAAAUACGAGAGACUUCUUUUCAAAUGAUACCUAUAAAUCACUUGCCUGUGUCCAAGGAGGAGUUUGUGAUACACACGAUCUUCCCACCUAAUGGCCUGAGUUUAUACAAAAGCCCACAU
Messenger RNA from Monopterus albus (swamp eel), 507 nucleotides. RefSeq names its product leucine-rich repeat transmembrane protein FLRT3-like. The annotation marks the transcript as partial. Lineage: Eukaryota; Metazoa; Chordata; Actinopteri; Synbranchiformes; Synbranchidae. The record is from RefSeq and is a predicted model, not a curated record. The transcript has a single exon.